CACUUUUCACAUUUUUCACUCAUUCCUCCAUAUGUCUUUCACUACUCUCUCUUUCCCUCCAAUCAUGCAAGUGUUGAAACCAACAACACAAAUGGAGGCAGCACAACCACCACCACCUUCUCCCUUCAAGCUCAACACACCACCCUGCGAAACGGUGUUCCACCUGACUUCCUCCAACGCAGUGGUGAUCUUCAGCAUGAGCAGCUGCUGCAUGUCGACAGUGGCCAAACAAUUCCUCAUCAGCCUUGGUGUGGCUCCCACUGUUGUGGAACUGGAUAAGCAGGCUGAUGGGCCUGCCAUCCGGGGUUUCUUGCACCAACUUGCAGCUGGGACUGGGACUGACCAGCCUGUUCCGGCUGUCUUUAUCGGCGGUAAGUUCGUUGGCGGUGUACAGACUCUCAUGACUAAUCACCUCAAUGGAACUUUAAUUCCUCUUCUUAAGGAAGUUGGAGCUCUUUGGCUCUAA
Medicago truncatula (barrel medic) is the source of this 466-nucleotide messenger RNA. Its product is annotated as monothiol glutaredoxin-S10. The record is from RefSeq and is a predicted model, not a curated record. NCBI's taxonomy places the organism in Eukaryota, Viridiplantae, Streptophyta, Magnoliopsida, Fabales, Fabaceae. The transcript has a single exon. Bases 32 to 466 code for a protein of 144 amino acids.